This is a messenger RNA of Talaromyces atroroseus, 198 nucleotides long. RefSeq lists its product as hypothetical. The transcript has 2 exons. NCBI's taxonomy places the organism in Eukaryota, Fungi, Ascomycota, Eurotiomycetes, Eurotiales, Trichocomaceae. The record is from RefSeq and is a predicted model, not a curated record. Bases 1 to 198 code for a protein of 65 amino acids.
AUGGUCUUAAAUAUCAUUGAUACGGUUUUCUGGUUUGCAUUCCUCAUCAUCACUGGUAUGGGAACAGAAGGGGGCAAGUCCCCUGGGAGGAGUGAUUCUAGUACUGGGCCUUGCUCUGCUUGCUAUCUCUUCCCUGCUGUCGACAGUUUGCGUUCGUAUAUACCGUCACCACAAGCUCUAUGGGAUGCUUCCCCAUGA